CCCUUUACGACGUGAUCAUUGGGCUUGUCGUGCAUUGAGCAGAGGAUCGAAGCAUUGGAUUUCUGUCAGUGUAAAGUGUUGUGAAUGUGUCUAGGUACUUACGUGUGGGGUAAACAGCCCAAGAAGUGCAUUCCGACCCUUAUCAGUGCCAACCGGAUAAAUUCAGCAGUUACCUGAUCAGACCCACAAGUUCAAGGUGUUUGGCAGCCAUUGCACAUUCAAGCGGUUUCCAUUUGAGCGAGUCGGUGGCUAAUUCUCCAGAUUGGCCAUCGUCAGAAUUUCAAGUACGUCCCCAAUUCCCUCAACGAUCGAUCCUUCAUCGACGGAAGUCGACCGUCCUGAAAGCUACUGGAGUGUUAAGGGUGGUCUAAUGGGUUGUCAUCGUCCGGAUUCCAGGACCACUUCACUCAGAGUUCGGACGGUUCUCCUUAAACCAUGAAGAAACAAGAAAAACCAGCCGUUUUUGCCGACAUGGUGGAGGAAAGUGCAAAAAACUCACGACAACAACUCAAGAGACAAUUUAGUCGUCAAGAGUCUUAAGACACAUUGUCAUUGGGCAUCCAAAUCAAUACACCAGGAAGAAUACUACGAAAUCUGACGAGUUGAGCAAUACUUGGACGCGAUUCAACAACCGCUUCUCGAAGGACCUUGGACCGCCCACCCGGAUAGAUAUUAAUCGUGUCAAGUGUGUCCGAGACGCCACCUCUUCAACAACCGAGAAGCAAACACACAUUCCACAAGAACCACACAUCAAGGCAAACUAAGGAGUAUCAAGCAUCAUCAGUGACCAUGGUGAAUCUUCAUCCUGCCAUUACGGUGAUUCCUAUUAUCAUUCAGUACGAGGAUUGGACCCGUAAGGAGAUCGGAUAUGAGAGGAAACUCAGCAGGGGUAGCCAAGUGACAGAAACCAUCACAGAAGUCAAACAAUAUAUCAAUGGGCAAGAGGUGAAAUCCGACAACUCUACACCCAAAGCCAAAUCCACCGAAAGCCAAGCCAAACCAACCUCAGAAGCGGCGGCGGACUCAUCGGCGAGUAGUUCUGAUGAAGGAGAGUCCAAUGAUGACUUUGCUAAUCAAGCUUUAAAAGCACAUAACAGCUACAGGAGAAAGCACGGAGUCAACCCUUUGAAACUAAGCCCAAACCUCUGCAAUUUCGCCAUGCAAUGGGCCCAGAAAUUGGCUAAUGAAGAUCAAUUCUAUCACCGCCCAAGUAACAACUAUGGAGAAAACAUUUACAUGUCGUUUGAUUCCAAUCCCAAUGUUACAGUCUCUGGAUCCGACCCCGUUCAAAGCUGGUACUCGGAAAUUAAGGAUCACACUUUUGGUGUUGAACCCCGAUCGAUGAAUACAGGACAUUUCACGCAAGUGGUUUGGAAAACAACCAAAAAUUUGGGGAUCGCCAUGGCCAAAUCGAGAUCCGGCAAGACGAUCGUUGUGGCCAACUAUGAGCCGGCUGGAAACUUUAUUGGCUCUUAUGCCAAUAAUGUACCGCCACCUCAGUGAUUGAUUGGGUUUCUUCGGGUGUAGUUACCUGAAAAGACAUAUUUUGAUAAUAAACUAAGCUAUAUCGAGGGUUA
Tigriopus californicus is the source of this 1577-nucleotide messenger RNA. Its product is annotated as Golgi-associated plant pathogenesis-related protein 1-like. Bases 790 to 1503 code for a protein of 237 amino acids. Gene Ontology annotation, cellular component: extracellular region. The transcript has 7 exons. The record is from RefSeq and is a predicted model, not a curated record. NCBI's taxonomy places the organism in Eukaryota, Metazoa, Arthropoda, Copepoda, Harpacticoida, Harpacticidae.